Messenger RNA from Stylonychia lemnae, 576 nucleotides. The record is from the annotation of a GenBank genome assembly. Lineage: Eukaryota; Ciliophora; Spirotrichea; Sporadotrichida; Oxytrichidae.
AUGUUUAAGACUGAGGAGGAGCACGAUCAAGAACACCACGGUCACGAUCAUGACCACCAUGACCACGAUCACCACGACCAUGAUCACGAUCACGACAAGAUGCCAGAUCUUGAGAACCAAACUGAGGAGCAAAAGAAGCUUAACAGAGGUGAGAAGAAAUGCAGAAAGUCACUCAUCAAGCUAGGCAUGAAACAACUUACCGGUAUUACCAGAGUUGCCCUCAGAAAGAGAGACGGACUCAUCUUCGUCAUUAACGACCCAGAGGUUCUUAAGAGUGGCACCAACGAGAACUCAUAUGCCAUCUUCGGAGAGCUCAAGCUCGAGGACCCCAACAGCAGACUCACCCAAAAAGAAGCCAAGAAGUUCGCUGAAGCUAAACCAGAAGCCACCGCUGACGCAAAGGAGGAGGAUAAGAAAGCUGAGGAUGAUUCAGUCCCACUUAGCGAAGAUGGACUCACUGCAUCACACAUCGAUAUGGUCAUCGACCACACCAAGUGCACCAGAAACGCUGCCAUCAGAGCACUAAGAGAGACCAACGACGAUAUGGUUCAAGCCGUCAUGAAGCUCACCACAUGA